CUCUCUCUCAUUUCAAAUACACCCCCAACGUCCCUUCUUCCCGCUUCACCUCCUCUCUACACCUGAAGCCCAAACAAGCAUAAUGAAGCCAAUGCCUCUAUUCUUCCCAUUCUUCUUCUUCUUCUUCUUCUCAUUCAUUCUCCUCUUACUCUCCCCUUCUCAUUCCCUACAACAACAACUCCUACAACGAAACACUAAUGCCGACACCGACAGCCAAGCCCUAACCCUUUUCCGCACCCAGACCGACGCCCAUGGCGUCCUCCACUCCAACUGGACCACCUCCACCCAUCCCUGCACCGCUCACUGGCGUGGGGUCCUCUGUUCCCCUGACGGCUCUGGGCGCAUCAUCGCCCUCUAUCUCCCAUCCCUUGAUCUCCGUGGCCCACUUGACGCCCUCGCAUCCCUCGAUCAGCUCCGCGUCCUCGACCUCCAUUCCAAUCGCCUCAACGCCUCCCUCCAUCCAAUCUCCUCCCUUCCCAACCUCAAACUCCUCUACCUCUCCCACAACGAUCUCUCUGGCCACAUUCCUGACACCUUCUCCCUCCUCCGUCGACUCCUCCGCUUAGACCUCUCUGACAACAAUCUCUCUGGACCCGUCCCCGCCGCCCUUUCCAACCUCACUCGCCUCGUCACUCUCCGACUACAGAACAAUGCUCUGUCUGGGCAGCUUCCCAAUCUCUCCUCUCUCCUGCCUGGCCUCAAAGAAUUCAACGUCUCCGACAACGAGCUUUACGGGAAGGUGCCCGACGGGCUGCGGAACAAGUUCGGAGAGGGGAGUUUUGCAGGGAAUGCAGGGCUCUGCGGAUCGAGCCCGUUCCCUGUCUGCUCGUUCACCAAUUCCCUCCCCUCAGUGGGGCCGUCGACUUCGGGCCAGACUAAUGUGGUGCCGUCGAACCCAAGCUCGAAGCCUGGCUCCGCAAUGUCAGUCCGGCGUGGGGAGGGUGAGAAGAGGAAGGGGUUGAGCACUACCGCAAUUGUUGGGAUUGUGGUCGGCGAUGCUGUGGUGCUCCUCGUGAUCACGUCAUUUCUCGUGGCCUACUACUGUGGGCGGUACUCGGGCGAUGGUGGGAAGACGGAAACAGGCAGCGGUGGUGAUGACUAUGACGUGAAGAAGAGGAGCAGCAGCUAUUCGUCAAGUGAGAAGAAGGAGAGCGACGACACGGGAGCAGCAGAGCACCGGAGCAAGCUGGUGUUCUUCGACAGGAGGAAGCAAUUUGAACUGGAGGACCUGCUAAAGGCAUCGGCAGAGAUGCUUGGGAAAGGGAGCUUGGGGACGGUAUACAGAGCGAUACUUGAGGAUGGAUGUAUGGUCGCUGUGAAGCGGCUUAAGGACACCAAUCCCUGCGCAAGGAAGGAAUUCGAGCAGUAUAUGGAUGUCAUCGGGAAGCUGCGGCACCCCAACAUCGUACGGCUGAGGGCGUAUUACUACGCAAAGGAGGAGAAGCUGCUCGUCUACGACUACCUUCCCAAUGGCAGCUUGUAUUCUCUGCUACAUGGGAAUCGUGGGCCAGGAAGAACCCCUCUGGAUUGGACGACGAGGAUCAGCUUGGUGUUGGGAGCAGCUCGUGGUCUUGCUCGGAUUCAUGAAGAAUACAGUGCCACUAAGAUCCCCCAUGGGAAUAUCAAGUCCUCUAAUGUGCUUCUGGACAAGAACGGCAUCGCUUGCAUUGCUGAUUUCGGGCUGGCACUGCUUCUGAAUCCAGUGCAUUUCACGGCGAGGUUGGGAGGGUACAGAGCACCAGAGCAGGCAGAGAACAAGAGGCUCUCUCAGAAAGCUGAUGUCUAUGGCUUUGGUGUCCUGCUCUUGGAAGUACUGACUGGGAAGGCUCCAUCCCAGUACCCGACUCGUCCACAUCAGCAGCAUGAUGAAGCUGGGAUUGAUCUCCCAAAAUGGGUCCGGUCGACUGUCAGGGAGGAGUGGACAGCUGAGAUUUUUGAUGCAGAGCUGCUGCGGUACAAGAACAUUGAGGAGGAACUGGUGGCAAUGCUUCAGGUGGCACUUGCAUGUGUGGUCCCACAGGCUGAGGAGAGACCUACCAUGUUGCAAGUGGUGAAAAUGAUUGAGGAGAUUCGGGUGGAGCAGUCACCGCUAGGGGAGGACUUGGAUGAGUCUCGCAACUCCCUUUCUCCUUCACUCGCAACAACUGAAGAUGCUCGCCUCAGCUACUGACCAGCAGCACCAGCCGAUCAUUGAGCAUGUAGCUUGUUUGUGACAUCUUUUUCAUUGUUCAGCUCUUUUCUUCACAUUUCAUUGUUGCUUUCAGGUUGAUUCCUUAUCAUUUAAUGGUUGUUUAUGCUU
Molecule: messenger RNA, 2299 nt
Organism: Magnolia sinica
Lineage: Eukaryota; Viridiplantae; Streptophyta; Magnoliopsida; Magnoliales; Magnoliaceae
Product: leucine-rich repeat receptor-like protein kinase PXC1
Exons: 2
Coding region: 83-2170 (695 amino acids)
Biological process (GO): protein phosphorylation
Molecular function (GO): ATP binding; protein kinase activity; protein binding
Source: RefSeq, a predicted model, not a curated record